Porites lobata is the source of this 1250-nucleotide messenger RNA. The record is from the annotation of a GenBank genome assembly. NCBI's taxonomy places the organism in Eukaryota, Metazoa, Cnidaria, Anthozoa, Scleractinia, Poritidae.
AUGGCUUCGCCUUUUGAAACAGAGGGCAGUUUCCUAACGCAAGAACAAGCAGACCAUAUUAACGAGAGGCAUGUUUUUAAAAAAGAACAUGUUAAGACCUCUAAGUUUGGGUUACAAUUUGAUUUAGUCGACAUGUUAAAGAAUGUAUCGGAGCUCACAUGGGAAGAGAACAGCGAAGAUGUGGUUUUAUUAGACGAGGGAUGGAAAGAAUGUCACGGACAUUUUUAUUUGUUCGUGUUUAAAGUCAACAAGCAAAUCGGCGUUGAUCCAGGGAUUCUAUUCUCAAUAGGGAUUCUAUUCUCAAUUUCUAAGUAAGAAAAACAGAUCCUACUAAUCGUCUUUUGCCGAACCCACAAACGGUUCUUUUAAGAGCCACCACAUGAUUAAAAAUUAAUAUCCAAUACUGAGACAGGGCUAUAUGUGUCUAUAGCAUGGUUUGGAAAGACUUGUUUAUUUUUUCUUUUUCUUUCGUCGGGAACGUGCGUAGCGCAAAGCGCUACGCAUUAGUACUGACGCCAGGUAAAUUUUAAAUACGUUUAAGCUUACGGGUUCGAUUCUCUCUUUCUCUCUUUCAGGUCUUUCUUUUUUCUAAGACCUAAGAGCAAAAUUAUUUAGCUGACUCAGCGAGAUUACAUGCAGAUUUUUGAAGCACGUGUGAAUUAGCAUACGAAAUCACUGAGUGGAACGCGUUAAUAAAUCUCUCGUUCACAUUUUUAUAAUCCACACACUUUUGAAGAUGUCAACGGAUAAGGAACUCGGGGAAGCUUGGUUUGGCUGUCAAGCUGAAGUAAAACAUCUUAAGGCUGUUGUAAAACUGAAAAAACCUCACAUUUUAACACUCAAAGAGUAUAUUCGAACCCUCAAAAGAAAAGAGAUAAAGAGACAACAAAGAGAGAAGAAGAAAGACGCUGAGAAGAAAGAAGUGAAAAAAGAAGAGAAGACUUUGAUCUAUGAUAAUAUGGUUGGCGACAUGAAUAUCUUACGCGCUAAAUGUCAACGAUAUCUUAAAACACUGUAAUAAAGUACUUCUUAACCAUGGUAUUCAGGUCUUUAUUUUUCUUUGAAAGGUUCGUAGCGGCAUGGUAGCGAAAUGGUGAUCGCGUUGGGCUCAUAACCCGAAGGUACGAGGAUCAAAACCUCGCUACGCGUUCUUUUUCUUUAAUAGAGACUCUAUGGCCGAAUGGAUAAUGUGCCUGACUACGGAUCAGGAGAUUCCAGUUUCAAGUCCUGGUAGAGUCGAUAAAAUUUUU